UGACAAUGACGGACGAAGCGUUGCUCGCUGCUCAGCGCGAAAAGGGCCGCUCGGCGUCGAUCUGCGCGCCGGGGAUCUCGAGUAUGGAGGUGUUCCUGUCGGGGAUCCCGCCGCCGGGGACGCCGCCCCUGGACGCGGCGGCGGCGGCGGCCGCCGGCACCGGCACCCCGCGACGAAGAAGACCCGCGACCCGAUCUCAGAGCGCCAGACUCACCGGCGGCAAGUCGGUCCGCCGCCGGGCCCUCAACGCCGAGCUCGCCGGCAGCAACCAGAGCAUGAGGAGCGGCGGCAGCGAACCCCGCCUCGAGCAAGCCAGUGUAACAGACUCUCCUUCGGGGUUUCGGCGAAAGGGUAGCGCGCGGAGGGUAAACUCAGUGUAUCACGGUCAGCAAAGAAAGUCGACAGCUUUCUUGGAUGUACCAACAAAUCAAUCGGACGAUUCACCGCCGGACCAGGACUCGUAUCGGCUCAGAUCUUUUAGCUUCACUUCUAAAGGGAUCAUCAACCGAGGAGACUCGUUCCGGCGUCGAUCCCGGAGCAACAGUCUGCUCCCGAAACCGGACACGGGCCCCCCAGACAAAGGCGCCCCCUCGCCGCCCCCCGACGUGGUCUCGUACACGGUGGGGCUCCUCGGGGCGCAGGGGGUCGGCAAGACGUCACUCAUCAGCCAGUUCAUGACGUCAGAGUGCAUCAACGCGUACGAUAGGCAGAGAGAUGAUGGAGGAGAAGGGGAGCAAUCUGUAAGCAUCAUGUUGAAUGGUGAAGAAUCAGAACUUAGGUUUGUCAAGAUAAAUAAAUUCAAACUAGAAACAGGCAAAGAACAAUCUCUUCCACACGCUUGGUUAAUAAUAUAUUCAGUGGUAGACAAAGCGAGCUUCCAGCGGGCAGAGGAUGACCUGACCAGACUCCAAGACUCGGACUUGCUCAGGACACGGCCCACGAUUUUGGUAGGGAAUAAAAUCGACCUCGCGCGAAGUAGAGCCGUAUCCACACAAGAUGGAAAAUGUUUAGCUUGUACAUUUCGGGCCAAAUUCAUCGAAAUAUCAGUGGGAAUCAAUCACAAUGUAGAUGAAUUACUAGUAGGAGUUCUCACACAAAUUCGACUGAAACUGGAAAAUGCUGGUCGAGAAGGGUCCAGUAGUGCCCAUUGGUACAAAAAUAGGGGUGUCAUUCGAGCCAGUAUGAAAGCACGACAAAUGUUCACUUGGAUUUUCGGCAAAGAGGACUCAAAAUUUAAAAAUUGCGAGAACCUCCAGAUUUUGUAAAUAAUGUAAUUUAAUUCUGCUACUUUGUUUCAUUCAAAUUCACUGUGUUUCUAAUCUUUCUUAUAGGAAACACCCAUAUCUAGUGCUAGGACGAAAUGCAAACUUGUACUUUGCAUAUCUACUUCUGUUUUAUCCUAAUAGAUUUUUUUCGGCAAUUACAAUCCUUUAAACAGUAAAAGAUUAUUUAAGUGCUUACAUAUCAAGUGCUUGUAAACUCUAGAACUUGUAUCUACACAGUACCUGCACAUGUAUGUAUGUGUUACAGACAGAUCCCAACUCCUUGGAUGAUUAGAGUCCACCAUAUCAAAAGAGGACAGCUCCAGUAGAGCCAGUGACUCAAUUUUUCAAUGGUAGGGUCACCCAACCGGUCCCUUUUAUUGGGCAAAUUCUUAUUUUCCAAUAUGAGGCAAACAUAAAUUAAGUCAGCGUAACUUAAACAAAUUUACGUGAUGUUAUUUGAAAAUUAACGCUCAACUGUGCUUCCAUGUAUUAGCCAUGUUCUGUAAAGCAAGGUUACAAUGAAAGUGAAUUCGGCUCCUAAUGGACCAGGUUGGUUCUUAUUUAUGCAGACUUAACCCAGCAGCAAAUCCAUGUGCAUCACUCAAAAAUCAUCAAGACAAGGGAUGAGAAAGCGACUAAGAUGAGAACAUUAAACAGGAACUUUCUAAGAUGUUAAGUAUCUCAUGGUGACAAGCUACCUUCCCGAAGAACUUUGAUGUAGAAAUUCGCUCAAAAUUUCUGACAAGUAAUUGGAACAUUGAGUACUAAAGUUCUUGAGAAUUUCCAUUCCUGCUGUGUACCUUUUCUGAAAAUGUUCUGUCCUGGAUCUAGACUCCCUUUUCAAAAUUUUUCGCUGGGCAACUUCUAAAGAUUGAAACAUUGUUAUUAUAAGUAUGGGCAGCUUUAGGUCUGCAAAAACAGAUUUAAAAUGGCUCAUUGAAAAUUUAAUAGAUUCAGACCAACCGCGGCAAAAUAGCAGGUGUGUCUAAAUCCAUACAAAUAGAUUUUUCGUCCAGAAACUGGGAUCCGUCAAUAUCUUAUGUGCAAGAAUUGUGAGUACCUAUUGCAUAGAAAUUGCAAUGAUUUUACUCUUUCUCUGAAGGAAGCAAACUUUGAGGAACACACCUCAGUACUACAACAAUACAAAUGUUAAUUUUGAAUUUUGCAUGGUUGAAGCCAUGAAAUUUAAAGUUUUCAUAUAAGUUAGAUGCCUAAAGGUCAAGAAAGACAGAAUGAAUGAUUUGCCGCUAUGAAUUAAUUUCUGUGUUAAAAAGGAAAUGAUCUGUUUGAGAAUUUUUAAAUAGUUGAGGAAAUUCUCUUAUUAUGAGAAUUGUUCUAAAGAUGAUGAGAUUUUCCAAUUGUGAGAAAUUCUUCCGAUUCCUUCAAUUCAAAAGUUCGCAUUCAGUGGAAAAAACGAAAGUCAGUUGUCUAUCUUAACAACUUAUGUGUCUAAUUUUUUCUAUUAGUAUUAAAUUUUGAUGGCUUCUUUCAUUCUUAAUAAUAAUAUAAAAUCAUAAUUAAGAAUUAGUAAAUAAAUUGUUAAAGUCAAACCCACGCAGAGGAGUAAACUUGUAAUGAUUCAUUUAAUGUUUAAGGUCAUUAUGAUCUAGAUCUUGGGUUUACUCUCAAUAAUAAGCAAAGAAAUCAAAUGAAACGUUCAAUAAUUCUCUCUCUUCCAUUUUUUCACCGAAAUAUCCAAUAAUAAUAUAAGAAAAUAACUUCACUUUAAACAAAAUAUACGCAUACAUGAGAAAUACUUGCACACUGACUAAUCCUCAUGAAGUGUGAGUAAAAUGUCUUCUGCAUGGAGGAAAAUACAAUACAAACGUGGUCCUGAUACUGCGAGUUAAUGGGGGGGGGGGGUGUAGAUGAAUUCAGGAUUUUUACCAUCUAAAGGGGAAGUCAAACCCCAGAAGUCCAAAAAUUAGUAACAAAGUUACUGAAAUAAACUCCAAAGCAUCAAUGCAAAACUCCUCUCUCUCUCUCUC
Messenger RNA from Bemisia tabaci, 3253 nucleotides. RefSeq names its product Rad, Gem/Kir family member 3 (gene Rgk3). The record is from RefSeq and is a predicted model, not a curated record. NCBI's taxonomy places the organism in Eukaryota, Metazoa, Arthropoda, Insecta, Hemiptera, Aleyrodidae. Gene Ontology annotation, cellular component: plasma membrane. Gene Ontology annotation, molecular function: calcium channel regulator activity; GTP binding; GTPase activity.